AUGGACGCCCAUUGUCAAAGUGAUCAGUUUGAUGGGGAGCUACUAUUUGGACAACUGCUCAUAAUGUACAGCUUUCGGUGUCAUGCUGAUGGUCGGCUGCAGCAGGCUGUGCCGUCUGAACACCGAGAAUGGUGUAUUUUCGCCCUAGGUUUCCUACAGGAUACUGCAUCUUGCAGUCCUUCAAUCGCUAAGGAUGCUGAAAUCGCUUCCCUUUUAUGGUCAGGUUUGAUAUAA
Penicillium mononematosum is the source of this 234-nucleotide messenger RNA. RefSeq lists its product as uncharacterized. Lineage: Eukaryota; Fungi; Ascomycota; Eurotiomycetes; Eurotiales; Aspergillaceae. Bases 1 to 234 code for a protein of 77 amino acids. The transcript is spliced from 2 exons. The record is from RefSeq and is a predicted model, not a curated record.